Molecule: messenger RNA, 1581 nt
Organism: Ahaetulla prasina
Lineage: Eukaryota; Metazoa; Chordata; Lepidosauria; Squamata; Colubridae
Gene: TCFL5
Product: transcription factor like 5
Exons: 6
Coding region: 1-1581 (526 amino acids)
Biological process (GO): spermatogenesis; regulation of DNA-templated transcription
Cellular component (GO): nucleus
Molecular function (GO): DNA-binding transcription factor activity, RNA polymerase II-specific; RNA polymerase II cis-regulatory region sequence-specific DNA binding; protein dimerization activity
Source: RefSeq, a predicted model, not a curated record
AUGUCAGACACAACCCUCAAGGCGUCUGAAGCCUCCGUACCUCGGGCUGUCGUUACGGAUCAAGCUGCUUCUGGUCCUGUUGUUGAAGGCCCCACCGAUUCCUCUUUUGGUGAGCACAAUCUUAGCUUCACCACCACAGACCUCAGCCUGGUGGAGAUGACAGAAAUAGAAUACACACAGCUUCAGCAUAUACUCUAUUCCCAUAUGGAGGCCCAAACAAAUGAAAACGAAGUGGAAAGUAGGUUAAACUUGAAUUGCUUCUCCACCAACAAUGCUGCAAAUCAGUCCCAUUACCUGUCGUCAUCUAGCAGUCAAGGUGGCUUCUCAUCAAACAGCUCUGGAAACCAGUCUCUCUACCCCAUUAUCUGCCAGUCUGGCUUGACUUCUGACAGCAGUUUCACAGGGCCUAAUCAAUGUCUAGGGCAUAUUGACUUUCAAGAGCUAAGGAUGAUGUUGCUUAGUGAAUCUAGCCUACCACCAGGCCAAGCAGAAAAAGCACCUAAUGGGAACUCCAUAGACAUCAACGGGCAAAAUUUAGUAAAAUUAAAAUAUAGUGAAACCUCUGGCAGCAUAAAUAAAGAAAAUGUAGUUGGAGAAACUUUAGCAGCAGUUCCUGAAUCCAGAACCAAAUCUGCAGUCCGUGUUCGGUUAGAAGACAGAUUCAACAGUCUCCAGACUGAAAUUCCCAGAUGCCAAGAAACUCAAGAAACUGGAGUAGCCCUUAACAAUUUAGUAACCCUCAUUCGCCAUCCUUCAGAAGCGAUGGGUGUUCCUCUCCACCAGCAGCAGAACAAAUGUACUGCUUUAGUGAAAAAUAGGACCGCAGCUACUGCCACCACCGCAUUGCAAUUCACAUGCCCGGUCUUUACGCCAAACACUGCUUCUCCUGUAACUGGAAACACCAAUGCUGCACAAGCGCAGAGCUCUGGAGCCAGUGUUGUAGAAACAGUCAAACAUCAAGACCUUGCAUUGCCUCGAGCUUUUUCUGUAUGUUACCAGCAAGAAAUUGAAACUAGCAAGCAAACCGUUGGUGCCCGAAAUAAAGCUGUACCUGAGCAUGUUUGGAUUAAAUUGGGAGGCGAGGCUUUAUGUAAGCAGUCGAUAAACAGAAGAAGUCGUAGUCGUAUCCAUCCCUUGGAUGCCAACAUACAGCGCAGGCCUCUCGGUGACAUUCAGAAUGUGUGUGAGAAUCAAAAUGCGGCUCCAGCUCAGAGUUCAUGGCAAUCGGUCCAGCCAACCCAAAAUACUCACAAUGGAAGCCAAGGCAGCGUCUCCCAACGCCGGGAGAGGCACAACCGGAUGGAAAGAGACAGAAGGCGCAGAAUCAGGAUUUGCUGUGAUGAACUGAAUCUUCUAGUUCCGUUCUGCACUUCAGACACUGACAAGGCAACAACCUUGCAAUGGACAACAGCAUUUCUAAAAUAUAUUCAAGAGCGACAUGGAGAUUCUCUGAAAAAGGAAUUCGAAACUGUAUUCUGUGGUAAAACAGGCAGAAGGCUAAAAUUAACAAGAUCAGAUCCCAUAGCAACCUGUGCAGCCCAGGAGAUCACACAAAAUAGUACAUCUACGGACAUGAAAUAA